Molecule: messenger RNA, 1032 nt
Organism: Medioppia subpectinata
Lineage: Eukaryota; Metazoa; Arthropoda; Arachnida; Sarcoptiformes; Oppiidae
Source: the annotation of a GenBank genome assembly
CAGGACUCGUCUCAAGACGCGGACGAAGACAACGCCAGAGAUAAGUUCCGUACGGAGAGGUCGGCCACCAUUAGUCUGACGGCAAACACCCGUUCAAUGGAUCGCCAAAUACCGGACUCUUUGGACUCAUUAGCCGCUGAUUUCAAACGGAAUCAGAAACACGAGAAUAAGCAGAAGAAGCGCCGCAAUCGCCAGAAUAGGCGACAGUUUGGCAGUCAUUAUGAAAGACAAACGCAGCCAAUGAGUGCCGGUAUGUCUUCGGGUGGCAGUCAUCACAAUCGCGGCCCAGACUUAAGAAAUCUGAUUAAUCGUCCGCCGAAUGGCCGAAGACAUGGUUUCAAUCAAACCAAUCGACUGCUCAGCGAAUCAAAUGCUCUUAUAAUGAAUCAGAUCCAGAAUUUGGCCAAUAAUUUGACCGCAAAUCUGAAUCCGAUUACAAAAUUGCAAAUGGAUUUAGGAAUUCUUAAUCCAAAUCAGCUGUUAUUGAACGCUCUGUUGAGUCAAAAUCAGUCGAUUCCUGCGGCCAAUCGAUUGCCGUCUUCGCUGACCACUGGUCGCAGCACUUCUUCAUUGAACCAAAUGCAGGCAUUGAAACCAAAUGAUGACAUUCAGAUCACUAUCAGAAAUCGCAACAACAAUAAUAGCGGCCAAUCACUGAAUGCCAUCAAAAUGUCGACAAAACCGCAAAUCAAAUGUUUGGUCACAAAAGACAAAAGUGAUUCCGAUAUUGAGAUUUUGAGCGAAACGGACGGCUCUCACAAUUCAGGCAGUAAUUUAUUCAGCGGAUUGUCAGUCAAUGACAAUGAGAGGGCCAACAGCUCUGGCAAUGGCGACCAUUUCGCCAACGCUUUGGCCGAAGCGGAGGUCGGCGUCGAUAACGACUAUUUGACACGACUUCGAGAACAAGAGGAACAGAGACGACAACUGAAGGAAUAUAAAGAGAAGAGACGUCUGGAAAUGGCCGACGAAAGGCUCCAAUCGGCUGAACAUUUGAAGGCAAAGAUUGCCAAUCGAAACACAUUCAGGCGAUAA